Messenger RNA from Dendrobium catenatum, 2599 nucleotides. RefSeq names its product probable sulfate transporter 4.2. Gene Ontology annotation, molecular function: secondary active sulfate transmembrane transporter activity. The record is from RefSeq and is a predicted model, not a curated record. Lineage: Eukaryota; Viridiplantae; Streptophyta; Magnoliopsida; Asparagales; Orchidaceae. Gene Ontology annotation, biological process: transmembrane transport. Gene Ontology annotation, cellular component: membrane. The coding region runs from base 60 to 2252 and encodes 730 amino acids. The transcript is spliced from 18 exons.
ACGUCACUCUGCACCUUUCAAAGACGGAACGCAACUGGUCAGCCAUUGCAUCCACAUGCAUGCGCUGGUCGAUUUCUUGGGUCUCUUCGUCGGUGUCGAACUUUCUUUUCUUCUUUUCCUCCGGCGGCGAAGGGAGCUUGAACUUAGGCGGCCCACCGCCGUCACGGUGCAGGACGCUUCGCUUCUAUCUGUCGCAGCCCUUGAUGGAGAUCUCCUACGCAACGUCAAGCAUCGUCGAUGCUGUUUCGGAUGCCUCUGGAGAACGGCCGGUGAAGGUAUUGCCGCUGUUACAUCCAUCGUUGUCGUCCUUUCGGCGGCCGUCGGCACCUUUCCUCAGCCGGUGGGUUUCAAGGCUCCGGGAGAUGUCGUCGUUGGAAUGGAUGGAGCUCUUUCUUCCCUGCACUCGGUGGAUUCGGACCUAUAACUGGAGGGAGUUUCUCCAGGCCGAUCUUAUGGCAGGGGUCACCGUCGGAAUCAUGCUUGUUCCUCAGGCAAUGUCAUAUGCGAAGUUAGCAGGGCUUCAUCCAAUUUAUGGACUUUAUUCUAGCUUUGUUCCAAUCUUUGUCUAUUCAAUAUUUGGUUCAUCACGACAACUUGCGAUUGGUCCGGUGGCUUUAGUGUCACUUUUGGUCUCCAAUGUCCUGAGCAAAAUAGUAGAUUCUUCUGACAAGCUAUACACAGAACUUGCAAUCCUAUUGGCCUUCAUGGUUGGUGUGCUGGAAUGUCUCAUGGGAUUAUUUAGGCUUGGAUGGCUGAUUCGUUUUAUCAGCCAUUCUGUAAUAUCUGGCUUCACUACUGCCUCAGCCAUUGUGAUUGCACUAUCUCAAGCCAAGUACUUCUUAGGGUACAACAUAGAAAGAAGCAGCAAAAUUGUUCCUCUUAUUCGCAGCAUAAUUGCUGGAGCUAGUGAUUUCAAAUGGCCUCCUUUUGUCAUGGGAUCUUUCAUUCUUGGCAUCCUUCUUUUGAUGAAGGAGUUGGGAAAAACAAAGAAGAAUUUAAGGAUGCUUAGAGCGGCUGGCCCUUUAACAGCAGUCUUACUGGGGACAUCUUUUGUGAAAAUCUUUCAUCCAUCUUCAAUUUCGUUGGUUGGUGAUGUACCCCAGGGACUGCCAAAAUUUUCUGUUCCAAGAGAAUUCCAGCAUGCAAAAUCUUUAAUCUCAACAGCAGUUCUCAUUACCGGUGUGGCCAUCAUGGAAUCUGUGGGAAUUGCUAAAGCACUAGCAGCAAAGCAUGGCUAUGAAUUGGACUCAAAUCAAGAACUAUUUGGUCUAGGUGUGGCAAACAUUUGUGGCUCAUUUUUCUAUUCGUACCCGACAACUGGUUCGUUUUCUAGAUCAGCUGUAAAUCAUGAGAGUGGGGCUAAAACUGGAUUAUCUGGAAUUACAAUGGGAAUUAUUAUGGGAUGUGCUCUAUUGUUUAUGACUCCUUUGUUUAGAGAUAUACCUCAGAUUUGCAUGAAUCUGUUUCAGUGCGUGCUGGCUGCAAUUGUGGUAUCUGCUGUGAUGGGCCUGGUGGAGCAUAAAGAAGCCUUUUUCUUGUGGCGUGUGGAUAAGAGAGACUUCUUUCUAUGGAUUGUCACUUGCUUCACUACUUUAAUGUUCGGUAUUGAGAUCGGAGUCCUUGUUGGAGUGGCCUUCUCUCUUGCAUUUGUCAUCCAUGAGUCGGCAAAUCCACAUGUGGCUGUAUUAGGGCGACUUCCUGGAACAACAGUUUACAGAAAUAUUUUGCAGUAUCCUGAAGCAUAUACAUAUAAUGGUAUAGUGGUCGUCCGAGUAGAUGCACCCAUCUAUUUUGCAAACACAAGUUAUAUCAAGGAAAGGCUGCGUGAGUAUGAAGUUGAUAUAUCGGGAAGCAUCAAGAGAGGCCCGGAUGUUGAAAGAAUUCAUUUUGUCAUCAUUGAGAUGUCACCUGUUACAUAUGUAGAUUCAAGCGCCAUUCAAGCGCUCAAGGAGUUACAUCAAGAGUACAAAUCACGUGGCAUCCAGAUUAUAAUAGCUAACCCUAACAGAGAAGUUCACCUCUCUCUUUUCAAAUCUGGUCUUCUUGACAUUCUUGGUAAAGAAUGGUGCUUUGUGAGAGUUCAUGAUGCUGUACAAGUCUGUCUUCAACGUGUGCAAAAGCUGCAUGGAUUGGUGCGUAAUAACUCAGACCAAACACCCAGGAAGCAAUUAAGUUUUCUGCAGAGUCUUUGGAAGCAAGGGGAGGAAGCCAACUCUUACACUGAGCCACUAUUGUCUGAGAAGGACGUUUGAUUGCCAUUUCAUUGGCUAAAUUUGCGACAAAUCUCUGCGCACAAUUUUGUUGUUGCCGGAGCAUUGUACAAUACGGGCAUUAUUGAUGGUAGGGAAUAAUAAUUCUUCUGCAAAUAAUUGUUCUGCACGUUGUCGGGCCUGUCGGCAACAGAUCUGUUUGUUGCUUGUAGAUGUGAAAUUCCUGUGUGGAUAUAUCAGCCGAUUUGUUCAAUUAUUCAUGGAUUGAUUUGUUGUAAUAUGUUGAUGAUAAAUUCAGAUGGCAACAAAAUGUCCCUCAUAAGACUAUUUAUUCUACCGUAAAUAUUGUACUGAGUUUCCUCACAUGAUAAUAAUGAAUAAUAGUUGCA